GGAUACACAAGUGUGUACAUGGAGCUCAGCUGGGUCCGAUCAAACGCGAGGUGAAAACAGCUGAUCCUGGCGAUAAUUUGCCUAUUAGCCUACUGUUACACAAUUAUCUUGCUUGAUAACAGUUGGAAGGCGCACAAUGUCUUACGACUCAAGUCAUGGAUUUUGCUUCCUGCCAGGAUACACAAGUCGGGACGUAACGAAGGCUGCUUUCCAUAAACCUCAAACGUUGGGGUUCAAGAACGGCUACGGAGUACCUCAGCGUCCAAAGGUUGGCAUCGGACAAGAAACAUUGCUAUCAAAUCAGCUGAGUUUGAACGAGUCAAAGCAGAUCCCCAAUGAAGAUCCCAUAUUGUACUACGGCAGCUCAGCCAAGAAUCGCCCACUGGACUUCGUUCCUGCACGUGUCAUAUAUGACAAAAAGGUGCUGCGCUUCUUCGGCUACUUCCAGCAGACGGUGCUGUUCUCCCCCGAGGAGGAGUACCGUGUGCGGCCCGUGGUGCUCUACUACUACCUGGAGGACGACAGCAUCGGCCUGUUCGAGCCGCCCGUGGAGAACUCGGGCAUGCCGCAGGGCAAGCUCAUCAAGCGCCAGCGCCUGCCCAAGAACGACCGCGGCGAGCACUACCACUGGAAGGACCUGAACGUGGCCAUGGACCUGUGCGUGUACGGCGUCAAGUACCGCGUCACGCACUGCGACCGCUACACACAGGAGUUCAUGGAAAGCCAAGGAGUGGUUCUGAAUGAGCCGGAGCAGAUCCCGGCGGACCCCUAUGCCCAACACCGCAACAAGUUGGAGCCCCAGAUCGCCUACACCACGCCCUCAGAGUUCGACCGCCUCAAGCAGUUCAUCACCAUGGACCGCAAGGUGCUGCGCUUCUUUGGGCUUUGGGACAGCUCGGACCGGCUGUACGGGGACACGCUGCCGGUGAUCAUCCAGUACUACCUGGUGGACGACUCGGUGGAGAUACGAGAGGUGCACGAGGCCAACAGUGGCCGCGACCCAUUCCCCGUGCUGAUGAGGAGGCAGAGAGUCCACAAGACCAUCAAGCCUGGCUGCGAGCCCUUCCCCAGCUGUGUGCUGGAGGUGUCUCCGCAGGAGGUGCAUGAGUUCUACAUGCCGCGGGACUUUGUGGUCGGAGAGACGCUGACGCUCAUGGGCAGGAACUUCCUGCUGUACAACUGCGACGACUUCACCCGCGAGUACUACCAGCAGAACCACCCAGACGUGCCAUUCAAAACCGCCCAGGCGGACAGGAAACUACCCACCCAGACCCAGAGGGAGACCCAGAAGGUGGUUCCGCCCUACAAUGGCUGGGGUACUCUGGAGGAUUCUCUGCAGAACUGCCUGCAUCUGAUCCCCGGGCCGCCCAAGAAAGACCUGAUGAAGCUGCUGGAGAACGAGAACAAGGUGCUGCGCUACUCAGUCCGACUGGACUCCCAGAACCCUCAGGAUGCGGGCCGGCGCUUCGUGAUGGCGUACUACCUGUGCAACGACAUGGUGAGCAUCUGGGAGAUCCCUACGCGCAACUCGGGCAUCAUUGGCGGCAAGUUCCUGAAGGGGACCCGCAUCCCCAAGCCGGCCAGCAGCGUCGAGCAGCCCCAGUACUACGCGCCCGCAGACUUCGCCAUUGGCUCCACCGUGGAUGUGUUCAAGCACCGCUUCGUGAUAACGGACGCGGAUCACUACGUGCUGAAGUACCUGGAGUCCCAGUCGGAGAAUAUCCCCACGCACACCCUGAGCUCCGUACGCCAGAGGCUGCUGGGGGAGGGGGCGGCCGGGGGCCCCCCUGGCACCCAGGACCAGCUGUUGGCACUGCCACCAGUUUCAGCGGCUGGGGCUGAGAUCCUAGGAGUGCAGGAGUAAUGAUGGACGUCCCCUCAUCUCAUCUCACCUCAUCUCUACCUCCACCUUCACCUGACCCCAUCACUAUCCUUUACCCCUCACCCUCCUGGAGCAGUAUUUCCAUACAGAUACAGAUGACUAGCUUUACACCCACUGAAUAAAUUUCAUUGUCCAGCA
Molecule: messenger RNA, 2020 nt
Organism: Engraulis encrasicolus (European anchovy)
Lineage: Eukaryota; Metazoa; Chordata; Actinopteri; Clupeiformes; Engraulidae
Gene: efhc1
Product: EF-hand domain (C-terminal) containing 1
Exons: 10
Coding region: 137-1864 (575 amino acids)
Biological process (GO): mitotic spindle organization; cilium-dependent cell motility; mitotic cytokinesis
Cellular component (GO): mitotic spindle; axoneme
Molecular function (GO): alpha-tubulin binding
Source: RefSeq, a predicted model, not a curated record